AUGCAUCAUAUCACGCAUCAUCUGAAAGACCAAUGUAAUCUAAGCGCAGCCACUCAGCACGAAUUUCUUACAGCUGCUGGUACAUUGAGCCUAUCUCCAGCCCGUCUUGCACUGUGGCUCUGUCAGGACCGCAUUUAUACGGCACACGCAUAUCCCCGUUUUAUUGGUCUGCUCAUAUCAAAAAUUCCCUUCGAUGGACCUGCUGUUGAGGAGGAAUUGAACAGAGAGACUCUCGCCCUGCUGACAGCAGGCUUGGAGGGAAUGAUUCGCGGGGUUGCUUUCCUUGAAGGGGUCGCAAAGGAAUGGGGUUUGGAUAUCAACGGUCGGAUCGAACGGAAAGCCACGCGAGAUUACACAGCUGAGAUGGCAAGGGUAGCUUCUGUUGGUUCGUUGGAAGAGGGGCUCGUAUUUCUGUGGGCAAUGGCACAGGUGUUCCUCGACGCGUGGAAGCAUGUAAAAUCCCUAUUUCCUCCUCAAAGUGACUCAGAAGACAAUACUGCGAACGCGAUCCGCCAACUAACAAACAACUGGACGACACCGGAGUUCGAAGAGUCUGUUCAGAAGAUAGAGGCUCUGGCAAAUAGGCACUUCGCGAGACAUCACCAUGGGCAUUCGCACUCAGCUGUACGUGCGAUGGAGAGUAUUUGUGCGAGAGUUGUGGAACUUGAAAAGAUAUUUUGGCCCGAGGACAGAGAGGAGACCCGUUUGAGCUCUGGAGCUUUUUGAGGUCGAACGCAUAGGUUAUUUGGAAGAUAACGGUGCUUAAUUAACAUAAUAGUGUGGGAGUUCGUGUAUCAUAGUGUCCGCCGGACCA
Messenger RNA from Suillus subalutaceus, 814 nucleotides. Its product is annotated as heme oxygenase-like protein. The record is from RefSeq and is a predicted model, not a curated record. Lineage: Eukaryota; Fungi; Basidiomycota; Agaricomycetes; Boletales; Suillaceae. The transcript is spliced from 3 exons. Bases 1 to 726 code for a protein of 241 amino acids.